AGGCAGUCAAUAAUUAUGAAAUACAAAGAGGAAUAGGGCUUAGCCGUAUACCUGAAGGGGAACCACAGCGGAUACGCUUUACAUACUUUAUUCCUGAACAAGAAAUAACAGUUGACAGAAGCGAAGAUCUUGAACCUUUGACCAGCGGUGCAUUACAAACGAAUGCGGUGUAUCUUGUUUAUCUAGUAAUAACAGAAUUGCCGUAUCAUUAA
Molecule: messenger RNA, 212 nt
Organism: Paraglomus brasilianum
Lineage: Eukaryota; Fungi; Glomeromycota; Glomeromycetes; Paraglomerales; Paraglomeraceae
Source: the annotation of a GenBank genome assembly